Molecule: messenger RNA, 2887 nt
Organism: Schistosoma bovis
Lineage: Eukaryota; Metazoa; Platyhelminthes; Trematoda; Strigeidida; Schistosomatidae
Source: the annotation of a GenBank genome assembly
AAACACGACCUUGAAAGUAUUCAAAUAGUGUCCACAUGUUGUCUUACUCACUGUUGUCACGUUAAAUAAGUGUGUUGUCGCUAGCAUUGACGGUCAUUUUUACGUCCACUAUGUUGAAUAAUUAUCAUGAUAUGGUUUUAAUUAGAGACUGAAAUUUAAGCUGCGACAUUAAAUGUGUAUUCAUGAUUUACAUUCUCUGAAAUCUUUCGAUUUCUUAGAUGGAGGGAUUUAAUUAACUGCUGGUUUAAGUUUCUGCUAUGGAUCAGCUGGCUUCAUAUUCUGUGGUUAUAACCCAAUCAACUGAUAAAGGGAGAAUAAAGAGGGACAAUAAUGAAAUAAAAGGAACUUUCCGUUACGAAACAAAGAAAAAGUGAAUGGGAAACGCUCCCAGAAACCUCCUUUUACUCUUUUCGUGGAGAAGUAAUGUGAAACUUACUCUUUUUGUCGCUCUCUGUCCGAAACGUCGUUGAAUCGUCUAAUCUUCGUCGAAAUGCUCACCAAAUAGCCUACUUUUCGUCUAAGCACUCACCAACCUUUUUUUGCUUUGACCUUGGUUACACGCUUUAUUUUCUACCUCCAACCUAACUCCGAAUGUCUCCUAUGUUCGCCUUUAUUUCCAUAACAAACCAGAUGAGGACUACAAUUGACCUUAUUAAAAUAUUGUACAUGGUUAAAGAUAUUAGCAAUAAAUAACACUACAUUUCACUCCGGGAAAUAAUAACACAGAUGCUCAAGCACUGUUUGUUGCUUAUUCUCAUCGUAAGUACAAAGUCCUAGUGUCAUUUACAACGAUCUGUGAAAGUAAUUAGAGGUAAUAAAUUAUUGUGUAAGAAUGUGUCCUAAUUGAUAAGUGUAUGUAAAAUCAAACAAACUUUCACAACGUACACUUCAUUAGUUCAAGAGUUCCACGUGCAAGUUAGGAAUCCGGUACAUGGUACCUAAAAGCUUUAUUGAACAUAAAAAGGAUUUCAAUAAUAACUUUUCUUAAACUUCAGUGUUACCAUUUUGAACCAAAAUAAUCUUCCUGUCAAUUUUGUAGUUGAAUAAACACAAAUUUACAACGAUGUCUAACUGUCAUAGUUUAUUAAACAACUAUCAACCUAAAGUAUGACUUACGGUUACGUUCACUAAUAAGGAACACUGCAUUUUAGAACAACAUUAAAGUUAUAACUUCAAAUUGGUACAUACAUGUCCUGGUUUUCUUCCGUGACGCUUUUGUAUUUCGUCUCUUAUGUUGCGAAAGUACCCUUAAGUCGCCUUGUCAUACAGUUUAGCUAGUUGUUUUUCUUUGACAGAUGACGAUAAGAACAGCGAUUUUAGUGCAUCUAAUGAUUAGAAGGUAAAAAAUAUUCUGACUUUGUACGCUGCUAUAAAACUUACACUUCUGAAGUACUCUUCGAUGUAGUGCCUAGUAUUGUGGAACGGCUGGCAUAUUCGAGUGUCAUGACGAAUAAUAAAAUAUAACACGUAGACGUUUUCGAAUUACUGUCCAUUAGCCGCGUCACCAUGGCCGUUUGGAAUGUAAAUGAAUAAUCCAAUGAAUUUAGUAGACUUACAGAUUUGUCCUUCAUAUCUUCUUACUAAACAAACGCAUUCAACGUUCACAGUUCCUCUUUAGAUGAAAAGGAGAACUGCAGACUUGAUAGUACAGUAUUAAGUUUCCGUAGUUCUUCACGACUAUCAAACUUAGACAUUGGUUGCACAAUGUUCGCACUCAAGUCUGAUAUAGCUGGUGAUAUAUUCUGCAGUAAAACAUGCGGUUUGCCAAAUCCUAAGCGUUUACUUCAAUCGAGCACGUGACUUUCCCGGCCGAAAACGCCCUGCCCACGCAUUUCAACCUUGACGUUGUGGAGGGGGGUCUCAUCCAGCUGCGUCGAACUAGUUUAUCAACACUUAAAUAUAACGCCUACUUCGAAAUUGUUCAGAAAGCCAAAUUAAAAACAAUGAUAGAAACAAAUUCGGAAACCACAAUCUCUUCGAAGGAUAUAGAUUUGCGUAUAAAUUUGACCAACCCUGCUGAUAAUGAAAAGGGAUCACUUCACGCUUACCAGAAGAGAUAUCUGUCAUCCAACAAAGAUGUCGACUACCGAACUUACUUGCCACGAGUUCAAAUGGAUUCUAUACGGAAAGAAUACUGUCUUACUGGAAAUCCAUCAUUUAUUAAAACUUCGUGUGUUACCGCAUAUGAAUGUAAUCAGCCUUUCGUAGACAGGAAAUGGUAUUCUUCACAACAUAGUGAGCAGUCCUUAAAUCUGAAAAAUAAUGGUUCUGCGCGAUCUAGUCCUAACAAUUCGCUACCUGAAAGGAAGUGGCAAGAUGAACAGUCCGAUUCGUUCAAUCUACCAACAAUUAAUGUCCCUCGUUUAAAUUCUACUGCUCUUCUGCCUACCCCUUUCACAAUGCCAUUCAAGGCGUCUGAUAAUCCAUCUCAUUGUUAUCGUCAACAGAAUUCGACUUGAUGUUUGCAACAAUAGUGUAUGACAAAGACAGUAUGGAAAAGCCCAUAAAUAUAUUAUGCCUAAUAAUUCUAGAAUAAAUAACAAAUUUUUACUUUAACUCAGAGUACUCAGUUACAGCAAUCUUCCUAAUUUCAGUUGAGUACAGUUCGUUGCAAUACUCUUAUAUGUACAUAUCAUUUUUGUGGAAAUAAAGUACAGGUGAUGUUUUCUAUUACUCUUUCCUCUAAAAAAUGCCCUCUGCCAAGUAUUUGUUGUUAUCAGCCAAAUUAGAAAUAGCUACAAAUAUUAUGCAUUAAUCUGAAUUCUAAUUUGGUUUACGUUCUGUUUUCUUGAAUAUUUUUUGUGUAUACUUUUGAAGUAAGAAUUAUUAUAUAUUGGCAAUUUGUCUUUUUUAUGCGUUCGUUAGAAUAUAUCUUUGUUUUUUUGUC